AUGACCCUCAAACUUUCACUAUGCACUUUCGUGGCUUUCAUGGUCUUCUCCUUUUUCAGUCUGGCAGACUGCAGAGCUAGCUCUAAGGAACGUGCAGUUGGAGUUCCGCACCACCUCAAGCGUGACACCAGCCCCCUCUAUCGCGGCUGGGCCCUUAGUAUCCCCACUGAAUGUCCCAAGAACACCUUCCGUUGCGGCAAAGCCACCUGCUGCCCGGACAACUCUUGGUGUGGUACUGAGCAGAACACCAAUUCCAACAUCUGUUGUCCCGAGGAGGCCGGGUGCGGCUUCCAAGUUGCGUUGGACAGCCGGUGUGCAGACACGAGCUGGGUGCUGUGGGAAACCAACAAAGAUCCUAUUUGUUGUUUGGAGGGUCAGACAGGAGUCCAGCCUGCGGCUGCUGACUAUUAUGGCAAGUGUGUGCCGGCAGCAUCGAGUGUGGCGAGUGAGAGUCUUGCAACCAUGAUCGGUAGCGGUCCAACCGCUUUUAUUCCAAUUCCCUCGAACCUUUGUGGCACAACGGCUCCUCCGCCAACAGUGAGCAUUAUGAAAAGAAGCAAAGCGACCGUUGCAGCACGUCUUAAGGUCUAG
This is a messenger RNA of Cladophialophora immunda, 591 nucleotides long. RefSeq lists its product as uncharacterized. The record is from RefSeq and is a predicted model, not a curated record. The coding region runs from base 1 to 591 and encodes 196 amino acids. Lineage: Eukaryota; Fungi; Ascomycota; Eurotiomycetes; Chaetothyriales; Herpotrichiellaceae. The transcript has 2 exons.